AUGCUUGGGUUCAAGGUUAGUGAGGAAGAGAUUCGAGAGUUGAAUGAUCAAGUUCGAAUAGGUUUCCUAAGUCAGUCAGCGCUGGUCGAGAUCGAAGCACCAGUCGUUAUAUGUGGUGACAUUCAUGGACAGUACUCUGACUUAUUGCGUAUCUUCGAUAAGAACGGCUUUCCACCGGAUGCGAACUAUCUUUUCCUGGGCGAUUAUGUUGAUCGCGGUCUUCAAAGUAUCGAAACUGCUUGCUUGAUGUUCUCGUAUCGAGCCAAAUAUCCUGAAAACUUUUUUAUGUUAAGAGUAAUAUUCCAGGAUACGUUCAACUGCAUGCCAUUCGGUAGUUUAGUGGCCGGAAAGAUAUUGUGUAUGCAUGGCGGAUUGUCUCCAAGUCUUUUUUCUUUGGAUAAAAUUCGAACCAUCCCUCGACCACAAGACCCACAAAUUGGUUCAAUGGAAAUUGAUAUUUUAUGGUCAGAUCCAGAUGAGUAUACAAGAGGAUGGAGACCAAGCAAUCGAGGGAUAUCGUACAUGUUCGGUGACGAUAUUGUCUAUGAGAUGUGUCAAAAACUAUCUAUUGANGCAAUCGAGGGAUAUCGUACAUCUUUAAAACCCAUAUUUUGGUACGUGGAUGAAUUUCAGGUUGUUCAAGAUGGGUAUGAAUUCUUUGCUGGGCGUCAUUUGGUUACGAUAUUUUCAGCACCGCAUUACUGUGGCCAAUUCGAUAACGCUGCAGCAACGAUGAACGUUUCUGAGGACUUGAGUUGUUCAUUCCAGGUAUUCAGACCAACGCCAAAAGUGGUUCGUUUGGCGUUACAAAACGGUGCUCAAAACCCACCCGCAGCCAAUGCUGGUGUUCUGUAA
Anisakis simplex (herring worm) is the source of this 855-nucleotide messenger RNA. Lineage: Eukaryota; Metazoa; Nematoda; Chromadorea; Rhabditida; Anisakidae. The record is from the annotation of a GenBank genome assembly.